This is a messenger RNA of Trypanosoma grayi, 1503 nucleotides long. RefSeq lists its product as hypothetical. Lineage: Eukaryota; Euglenozoa; Kinetoplastea; Trypanosomatida; Trypanosomatidae. The record is from RefSeq and is a predicted model, not a curated record. The transcript has a single exon. The coding region runs from base 1 to 1503 and encodes 500 amino acids.
AUGGGUGUCGACGGUAUCUUUCCCGAGAAUGGCACUGCACCUUCGUUAGGAGUGCAGCUUGGCGGGGUACCACUGGCGGAUGUCCUUGCUGAUAUGAUGCGACUCAUCCGUUGCCAGCAGCAGGAGUUGGAUGCAUUGCGCCGCGACUCGGAGGAGAAGAUGUACCGCUGCGAAUACGCUCUUCAGAAGCACGAAGAAGCCAUAAAGAACCUCUCUGGGGACGUGAAGCUAGACCUUCGGCCCAUCAGUUGCUAUGGUCAGCCGCCUAUGUCAACCAUGGCGGAUGUCGUUACCAACAUAGAGUAUCGCCUUGCUCGCGCUGAAAACCGGGAGAAGCGCGAAACUGCUGCACGGUUAAGAGAGUCCAGCGGCAGGAAACUAGCGAAUGUGUUUUACACCCGUUGGGUGCGGUACCGAAAUAUGCAAGGUAGCAGACGGCUGAUACAGGACGACACAAGGAAGAGUAUAUGGCAGAGAUACAUGUAUAAGUGGAACGGGUAUCUUGCUAUCCGCUCGAAGCAACAAGCACAGCGGCGUCACAUCAAGGCAUUACUCGUGUCCCAGGAGCGUCGCGUGGCACUGGCAUACUGGCGUAAAUGGCGUUUACUUGUGGAUACAAGGGAACGAAUUCGACUGUCUCGACAACUGUCUGCGCAUGACACUGCCGAGGUCCUGGUUCACAUUACUGCUCGUAGUCUCGCACUACGCACAUUCAACUAUUGGGUGAUGUUUGUGGAAUCCACCAGGAACGCCAGGAACCGCGCGAGAGGUGCACUUCUGCUUGAACAGGAAACAGCUAGGCUGUUGGCGGAGCGUUACCUACGGAAAUGGAUGGACGCGCAUCAAUGGCGUCGACUAUUACUCAUGCGUCUGCGAGCUUUAGAAAUCAUGCGAAGCAGAAUUUGCCGCGAACUGGCACGUUCCUCACUUGAUAAUUGGAUUUCUUUUGUGGCGCAGCGGAAAAAUCGCCGUCGUGUUCGCUCCCUCGUUCCACACCUCCAUCAUAUAAAUCUUGCAGCAUUGGCGCGACGGUAUUUUUCUCGUCUCUUCGCCUUCCGCUUGUUAUGUCGUGAAUUACGUGCAAAGGAGGCAAUGGAGCAGCGGAUGAAGUUGCUGAGUGAGCGGGCGGAUGGACUUCAGCGACAACUGGACAUGGGCUUGCAUACGUUGGCACACACUAAUAGUGUUCUGGCGCGUAUUGUUGAUACAGUGGUGAUCGCUGAGGAGCCACGCUCUGCUAUUCAGAACCUUCUGCAACAAGAGAUGAUGAUAUCUAUCCCUACUGUGCCUUCGGUGACUGAGGCAUCGUCGACAAGAGAGCCGUCUGUUGCCUCUUUUGACGGGCCAAUGCGUUUUGGAGACGCUGGGCCCUCAAUGGAGCAGGAAUGGCAAUCAAAUGUGGAUCAUGAUCACGUCAGUGCGAGUGAGAUGCUUCAGAAGUUGCGUGAGCGCCUAGACAAAUCGUACAAGGCGGCAUCGGGUGUUCCACAGAAGAGCGUAUGA